This is a messenger RNA of Sinocyclocheilus rhinocerous, 759 nucleotides long. RefSeq names its product lipoma HMGIC fusion partner-like 3 protein. Bases 7 to 759 code for a protein of 250 amino acids. The transcript is spliced from 5 exons. The record is from RefSeq and is a predicted model, not a curated record. Lineage: Eukaryota; Metazoa; Chordata; Actinopteri; Cypriniformes; Cyprinidae. Gene Ontology annotation, cellular component: postsynaptic membrane; inhibitory synapse; plasma membrane. Gene Ontology annotation, biological process: gamma-aminobutyric acid receptor clustering; sensory perception of sound. Gene Ontology annotation, molecular function: GABA receptor binding.
AAAAAAAUGCUACCUUCGCAAGAAGCCUCAAAGAUUUACCAUGACACCUAUAUGCGUAACUCCCGAACCAUCGGUGUCCUGUGGGCCAUCUUCACCAUCUGCUUCGCCAUCAUCAACGUGGUAGUCUUCAUCCAGCCUUACUGGAUCGGGGACAGCGUGAGUACACCACAUGCCGGUUACUUCGGGUUGUUCCAUUACUGCGUGGGCGACGGUAACUCGAACCGGGAACUGAUUUGCCAGGGAACAUUUUCCGACUUCAGUUCCAUCCCGUCCGGCGCGUUUAAGGCGGCCUCUUUCUUCGUGCUGCUGUCCAUGGUGCUCAUUUUGAGCUGCAUCGCCUGUAUGGCGCUCUUCUUCUUCUGCAACACCGCCACCGUUUACAAAAGCUGCGCUUGGAUGCAGCUGCUUUGCGCUGUGUGCCUGGUGCUGGGCUGUUUGAUUUUCCCAGAUGGCUGGGAUGCAGAGGUCAUCCGAGAUAUGUGCGGAGAGGAGACAGGAAAGUACACACUGGGCAACUGUUCAGUGCGCUGGACUUACAUACUGGCCAUCAUCGGCAUCCUAGAUGCUCUCAUCCUGUCCUUUCUUGCAUUUGUCCUCGGAAACCGCCAGAACGACUUUAUACACAAUGAAAUCAAGGCUGAAAAUAAAGAUUUGGCAGUAUCCAGUCAACCUCUAUGUGUAGGGUCUUCUCUUCGAGUGGAUGGAAUUGAAAUCCGGGAUACAAAAGACCCUCGUUUCGGUGUCCAGCGGUUCCCGUGA